Oryzias melastigma (Indian medaka) is the source of this 3397-nucleotide messenger RNA. RefSeq names its product NLR family, CARD domain containing 3-like (gene nlrc3l). Lineage: Eukaryota; Metazoa; Chordata; Actinopteri; Beloniformes; Adrianichthyidae. The transcript has 12 exons. Bases 318 to 2654 code for a protein of 778 amino acids. The record is from RefSeq and is a predicted model, not a curated record.
AUCUCUAAAUAUGAGAGACAAAUGCGGAAAUGAAUUUUUAGACUGCCGACUACGAGUAAAGGUGGAAUACAAGUAUUUUUUUUUUUAAAUCUUAAAGUUAAUAAUAUAACGUUAAACUUUAUAGUUUGUUUAAAGUAGACGAAACAGUUUACGCAGCUUUAGCUUUUGAGUUUGCUUGUAAUUCUUGUCGUUGAGUAGCAUUCUUCACCCGAGUCAUAGUAGUUUCAUUUUUGAGACCUCGUCAUAAACUUGGAGUGAAUUUUGGUUAGAUAAACACAAUAACAACAGAAGCAGUGGGUCAUUUGAAACCCUGAAGUAUGGACGAAGGUGCAGGAGCGAAUACGUUUUCCCACGGAGGGAAUUAUGACGAGGAGAAGGAGAAAUGGGAAAGGCCCCCCUCCAGCUACGGUUCAAUGAAGAGUGAAAGCGAGGAGUCGGAGGAUCUGGAGAGGGAUAAAGAUGGAGCCGAACAGGAGGGGGCAGUUCUGCCGGAACGUCCUGCACCUGUAGUGAUGGGGUCACAGAUUUAUCAGUCUCCGGAGACCCUCUACACCAUGAACACAGAGCAGACCAAACCACCUGGGGCUUUAGUAAUUGAGACAGGAUCUGGUGACCUGGACAUGGCUGUAGAUGAUUAUGAGGACGAUGAAGAUGAGGAGGAUGAGGAUCUGUAUGUAACCAAUUCUCCAGAACCGCCUGAGCCUGCCGUGUUUGAAGGGCUGAUGCAGUCUGAUGAAGGCGAGCAGCCCGGCAGAUUACCCACGGAGCAGGACAUGCCCUUUGUGUUCACUAACAUCCUGAAGACUUUGACUCCUCUCAAAUUUGAAGAGAUGUACAAGUUUAGGUCCUGGCUAAAGUUAACGGCCCGCGAUUUGAAAGACACCGAUUUCAUGGAGGGAGACCUUCUUAACUUUGUGGACAAGAUGAUUGAAGUCCUUGGUCAUUUUAAAACAUUGCACUUUACAAUCUCUUGUCUGGACUCCAGUGGUAUGAAAGCAGAGGCAGCACAACUACAGAAAGUCUGCAUGAAAGCUUUGAUUCGUUAUCGCCUAACGGAAGAAAUAAACAGGAAAAAGAAGUUUGUUUUUGAGGGCCUCGUUGAAUCUAGAAGUCAGAACAGUCUGAACCAGAUCUUCGUGGAGCCCAAGAUCUCCACGCGCAUCUGCGGAGCGAUUGAUCCGAGCCAUGAGUUCCGGUCAAAGCCCAUCACGCCUCUGGAAGUUCCCGACCCGGAAUCCUUCACCCUCUUAAAGAAUCUGUUCCGGCUCACCAAAGACGACGGCACCCCCGUCAGAACGGUAGCCACCACUGGUAUUCCAGGAUCGGGAAUGACCCUCCACACGUCAAAGUUCUGCCUGGACUGGGCCGAGACCACGGCUAACAGGGAUCUGGAGUGCAUCAUCAGACUUCCCUUCCAUCGAUUCUGGUCUUUGAAAAAAUCUGACUCUGAGGAUGUUUCUCUGCUCGGGAUGAUUAACAAUUGCACGUCCGCUUUUAAAAACCUGGAGUGUUACCUGGAGGAGAAGGACCACUCUAAGCUUCUCAUCAUCAUGGACUGUUUGGAUUCCUUCCAGGACUCUGUGGACUGGCUGAACACUCCUCCUCUAGAGGACAUCAGAACAGCAGCACCUCCUGAGGUCCUGAUCGUGAACAUCGUCAGAGGCAAUCUACUUCCUGGCGCCCGUGUCUGGAUCCUGGGGAGACCGCCCGCCAUCUUACAGAUCCCGCCUGUGCUCAUAGAUGUGUUCACAGAAAUACAGUUGUUCAGCGACGAGAUGAAAGAAGACUACAUGAGGAGACGCUUUACACCAGAGGUGGCACAGAGGGUUUUGUCGCAUUACCAGCAAGUACCGACACUUCGCAUUCUUGCUCACCAGCCCUUUGCCUGUUGGAUUAUGGCCACCAUGUAUCCUCACUUCUUUAAACGUCAAAGCUACGGGAAAAACCCUCCUCGACUGACACCAGUCAUCACCAACCUUUUUCUCAUUCAAUUAAACCGUCGGCUGAGUUUUUACUAUUAUCAACCAGAAGUAAAGACGAUGUGGUCUGAUGCAGACAAAGAGAUGCUAAGAUCGAUGGGGAAAAUGGCACUGGAGAUGCUGCGAAGGAACACAGACGUGUUCUCUACGGAGGACUUGGAGGAGUAUAAGCUGGACUUGAGAGAGGUGGUGAUGUUAACAGGUCUCUGCACUGAGCUCCCUGCAGUUUCAAACAAGAGGAGGUUCAGCUUCAUCCAUUAUACCCUUCAGGAGUACAUGGCUGCCUAUUACGUCUUUGUAGUGUUCUACCAGGACUCAAAGAACGUGCUUGAGUCUGCAGGAAGUGGAAAGUUUAACUUCUCCACUCUCUUCCGUCAGUCUUCUUCCAAAGCUCAUCCAUGUAAAGCUUCAAGCCUAGUUCAGUGUGCUGUGUACCAAACUCUCCAGUCUCCUCUGGGCCAGUAUGACUUGUUUCUGCGCUUCCUUUGUGGCCUAAUGAACCCAAGCUGCCACGUCAGUCAGUUUGGGGGGUUCCUCUUUGAAUACAGAACCCCUCAGGUGAGUGGUCUGGAAGAUGUAGCUAAAGUCCUGGAGGAUGCCAUCAAAAAAGCUCCGGAAGACAGAAGGGAGAACUUACAGGAGUGCAAAAGAGAGGUGAUACAAGAGGAUAUGUGAGAUGCACUGUUUCCUUCCAACAUCGAUGUUAAGGACAGAAGAGCUGCUCAUUGCUGUUCUGGAUGGGAUUCUUCAAGAGCUUAACAUUAUAAGUUUCAUCAGCAUUUAGGUUUAUUAGGAUUUUGACAAAUGUGUCCAUCGUUUUCCAGGCAAAAUUAGAAGUCUGUUGCAGCACAACUUUAAAAACAUUAAAACAUGGAGCACAAAGGAUCUUUUACUUGAGCAAUUUGUGUUCUCUCCCCAUCAUUAUUAUCCUAACACCAGGAAAAAAGAAAGGGAACAGAUCCAGGUUUAAAAUCUCAGUUCUUUAUUCUAUGCUUGUAAUUAAAAACCAGAGCACGAUGUUAAAGUGGAAAGUCCUGAAAACAAUGUGGAUGAUUGCAAAGAUAGAAUUUUUUAUGUUUUUUUAAAUGAAAAAAGGGAUUAUUUCUGCAUGUUUUUUCAGAAUUACAUAUUUUUUAUGUAGUUGCACACUCUUUGAAUGUACAAAAUGAUUAGUCAGUAUAUUGUUAUACUACUUGGUUAAUUCUAUUUAAUCUAAAUUACUAAAUGUCUGUCACAUUCGUUUGCCUUAUUUGUGCCUAAAGGAUGUGGAUUUUAUAGGGGGAAUAAAGAGUUUUUAUUAAUUUUUGCUCUUUAGUUUGCUGUCUUUUCUAUUUUGAAUCUGGUUUCUUCUUUAUAUCCUGAAGAUUAUGAAUCUGUACGACUUCACCUAAAAACAAAACCAGUUAAAAAAAAAAAAA